Messenger RNA from Manacus vitellinus (golden-collared manakin), 2287 nucleotides. RefSeq names its product Rac family small GTPase 1 (gene RAC1). The record is from RefSeq and is a predicted model, not a curated record. Gene Ontology annotation, molecular function: GTPase activity; GTP binding; protein kinase binding. Gene Ontology annotation, biological process: establishment or maintenance of cell polarity; motor neuron axon guidance; actin filament organization. The transcript has 7 exons. Gene Ontology annotation, cellular component: cytoplasmic vesicle; cell cortex; cytoskeleton. The coding region runs from base 211 to 879 and encodes 222 amino acids. Lineage: Eukaryota; Metazoa; Chordata; Aves; Passeriformes; Pipridae.
GUACUUUAUAAAGGUAGGCAUUAGUGUUUAUUUUUAAGACUGGUGACCAUAACGAUCUGAUUCGUGGGGCAGUGAGCCAAAAGGCAAGGAAGGCAGGAAACCUGGAUGGAGCAAGUCUGAAACAGGGUUGUUGGACGUGUUUUUUCUUGUUUAAACGACUCUGGCUGAUUGGUGCUGCAGAAACACACUACAGGCACUUCUGAGCUUGGAAUGGAAUCUCUCACCACCUUCCUGGCUGCUGUGAUUAGCCAGAGCACACUCACCAGUUCCAGUGCAAGUGCUGUAGGUAAAACAUGCCUGCUCAUCAGCUACACAACCAAUGCAUUUCCUGGAGAGUAUAUACCCACUGUUUUUGACAACUACUCUGCCAAUGUAAUGGUUGAUGGCAAACCAGUCAAUCUGGGUUUAUGGGACACAGCUGGUCAAGAGGACUAUGACAGACUACGUCCACUCUCCUACCCACAAACAGUUGGAGGAACCAAUGGUAAGAAUAUAUCUUCCAGUCUGACAGAUGAACCUAUUGCCGAUGUCUUCUUAAUCUGCUUUUCCCUCGUGAGCCCGGCUUCCUUUGAAAAUGUCCGUGCUAAGUGGUAUCCUGAGGUGAGGCACCAUUGUCCCAACACCCCCAUCAUUCUCGUGGGCACCAAACUCGACCUCCGGGAUGACAAGGACACCAUUGAGAAGCUGAAGGAGAAGAAGCUGACUCCCAUCACCUACCCACAGGGCCUUGCCAUGGCCAAAGAGAUCGGCGCAGUGAAAUACCUGGAAUGCUCAGCACUCACGCAGAGAGGCCUCAAGACAGUGUUUGAUGAAGCCAUUCGAGCAGUGCUGUGCCCCCCUCCUGUAAAGAAGAGGAAGAGAAAAUGUCUGCUGCUGUAAACAUCACCCUCCCCCACCCCAUCAAUCCUGUGCUUUGCUCAAACAAUGGAGCAUUCACAUGCCAAGUUUUUCUGUUAUAAAUUAGUUCUCUACCAUAAAUUCAUGAACCAGUUGACAAUUUCAUGGUUUCAUUUGUUUAAAGUAUGAUCGUUACCUUGCAUUCUUCUAAGAGCAAACUCCUGAAAAGACACACCUAUGUGAAGCCUUAUUUUUAAAAUCCUCUUCUUGCUCAAUUAAGUGUUGCCAAACUUAUCUGCUGAACUAAGUUGCUUUGUUGUGCUACGAACACUAAGCACUAAACUGUUUUUUAAAGAUUCUUCUUGAAAAUGACUCUAAUUUCUGGUAGGAAAUGCGAAAUCUUUCUAGUUUUUCACAGUAAGUACCGGGAAUGAGCAGAACACUGAGCUCUGACGUGUUUUGUUAUUCAAUGUUUUCUCAGUGCAGCCACUGCCUGUGGUGGGUGUUGAACCCCAACCCCUGGCAGUGACUGACACCCCCGAGUCACAGUGUAAAUGCUUUAUCAUUGGUAAGGGCUUGGUUGCAAUCUAGUUCUUGCUGCUGUGAUUUAAAAAAAUAAAUAACUAUUCUUACUGAAGUGUAUCUAGUCCUUUUGACAGCAUUGUGUUGUGAUGGGUAAAUGGAAUAUUGGGUUGGAUCAGACAAUAGUGCCAGACAGUAUUUGACACUGUACAGAUGACUUACACUACACUGCCAGGGUAGCUCAGCCACCAUUUUCCCAGAGGUGCAGUAGUGGAGAGAGGUUGGUGUUCAUAGGUAAAUUCCUUUGAAUUUCAAGUAGGGCAUUCAUGUAGGUUCAAUUCUGGACCAGUCAUUCCCACUUUUAUGUAGUAAAUGCUUUUCUUGUAGAAUCUCUUCUUACUGAGCAAUAUAACUUGUAUUUUAAAAACCUUUCUGAUGAUAGAAAUUUGCUUUCUUUUUCUUUUAUAGAGUAGAACGUUCAAGCAUAUCCUUAUUUUCCCAUUAUUUCUGACCCAGUAAGUUAUGCUUUCUGAGCUUUUAGUCUUAUUAACUAGGUGUAAAAAUCAUGUGAAGCAGCUUUAGACAUUUUAGUAAUUUUUAUAUUUUAAACCUCUUGUAAACGACAAACCUUCUCGAGUGUCACUAUUUGCAAGAUCCCCCCCAGUGUAACCUGACUAAUGCAGACAAGUGUUCUCUGUCACUCCAUGUGCAGCAUAGAUUGUAACGGUAACGGGUCUGUGAGGUUCUGUAAUUAGUGCUAAUGUUCUGUACCUUCUAAACUGGCAGGAAUAUGAUGUUGAACUACACCCUUUCAACCACUAAACCAAAAUUUAAAAGUUGCAAAAUUGUGAAGUUUUUACAUUGAUCUUUUGCUAAUGCAAUUAGCAGAAUGUUUUGCAUGUAAGAAUUAAUAAAUCCUUGAAUCACA